This is a messenger RNA of Cajanus cajan (pigeon pea), 1391 nucleotides long. RefSeq names its product elongator complex protein. NCBI's taxonomy places the organism in Eukaryota, Viridiplantae, Streptophyta, Magnoliopsida, Fabales, Fabaceae. Gene Ontology annotation, biological process: tRNA wobble uridine modification. Gene Ontology annotation, cellular component: elongator holoenzyme complex; cytosol; nucleus. Gene Ontology annotation, molecular function: tRNA binding. The record is from RefSeq and is a predicted model, not a curated record.
UAAAUGUUCUUUAACUACAAUAGCAAAUGCUAAUUCUUGUUUUUGUUUUUCCAACUAUUGAUAUGCAAAUGCAAGGUUGCAUAUGGACUCUAAGUGGUUUAAGGGGGUUGCGCCGCCGUGUGAACUGCCCCUAUUUUUCUCAGGUCUGCACUGACGUCUCUGCUGACAGAUGGCGGAUUCAAUUUGUAGAACACUGAGGGAUGGAGCAUUAGAGGGAGAGCUUGCGCCUACUCUCACAAUCAAGGACUCUCUCGCUUCGCCUUUCGGUUUCCAUCUAUUCUCUCACAUUCUUCUUCAACUCUCAUCACACGUCAUGGCGCAGAAAUCUCAGUCACAGGCUAUAGUAAUUGUUGCACUUUCUCGGAGUCCAUCGUCUUAUACUGCUUUGUUAAAUAUGAAUGGAGUGGAUAUUGCUUCAUCUAACAAGUGGAUUCACAUUUUGGAUUGUUAUACAGAUCCUCUUGGUUGGAAAGAUAAGACAAGGAAAUCUGUAAAUGUUACGGAUCCUUCUCACCAAAUUUCGCUUGCUACUAGUUCUUAUAAAACCGUGAAGGAUGUGGAUAAGUUAUUUUCAGUAAUCACUGAACUGGGCAGAGGAUUGGUUAGAGAAAAUAAAGCUCGCUUCUGUGUUGCCAUAGACUCACUAAGUGAACUGUUGAGGCAUGCAUCUUUGCAGUCAGUGGCCAGCCUUGUAAGCAAUCUGCGUAGCCAUGAUCAAGUUUCAAGUAUUUUUGGAUUAUUGCAUUCUGACCUUCAUGAGGAGAGGGCUGCAGCUGUUCUUGAGUACAUGUCCUCCAUGGUGGGCAGUGUAGACCCAUAUCAUCAUUCAGCAGAUGGUCAGAGAGGAUAUUUAGAGAAUUCCUUACCUGAGCAAAACUUCACCAAGGGAAAAUUUAAUGUCAGGUUCAAACGUAGAAAUGGGCGAGUUAGAGCAAUGUGUGAAGAAUUUAAAGUUGAACCUGGAGGAAUCAGCUUCACAUCUGUUUCAUCAGGGGACGGAACAGCCAUUGCAGGCCUACUGCCAAAGGUACAAUUCAAUCUCCAGCUAUCAGAGAAGGAGAGAAUUGACAGGUCAAAUGUUGUGCUUCCUUUUGAACACCAAGGAAAUGGUAAACCAAUACAAAUUUAUGAUGGUAGAAGAUCCCUUGAAGAGAGCAACAGUGAGGCAAAUCCCAUUUCAAGUGUUAAAAAGGAGGAUUCUGCCAUGGGUGAGAUUAUAUAUUUUCGUGAUUCAGAUGAUGAGAUGCCAGACUCUGAUGAGGACCCAGAUGAUGAUUUAGAUAUAUAAAUAUACUCUUGGUAAUAUCUGUAUCCCUAGAUGAGUUGAAAGAUAGAUUAAAUUUAUGACUGAACAAAAUGAAAAAAAAAAAAAAAGAUACUGUUUAAUUACA